Messenger RNA from Puccinia graminis f. sp. tritici CRL 75-36-700-3, 1417 nucleotides. RefSeq lists its product as uncharacterized. The transcript has 3 exons. The record is from RefSeq and is a predicted model, not a curated record. Gene Ontology annotation, molecular function: phosphatidate cytidylyltransferase activity. NCBI's taxonomy places the organism in Eukaryota, Fungi, Basidiomycota, Pucciniomycetes, Pucciniales, Pucciniaceae. Gene Ontology annotation, cellular component: mitochondrion. Bases 23 to 1210 code for a protein of 395 amino acids. Gene Ontology annotation, biological process: cardiolipin biosynthetic process; CDP-diacylglycerol biosynthetic process.
AAACUGAUCAGCAACCACCACCAUGGUCAUCAGACAACUCACCAGAACCAUCUCAACCAAAACAACUUCAACCUCAACCUCAACCAUCUCAAGGAUAGCACAACAACCAUCAUUCGCAAAGAACCAACUCAUCCCACUCCAAUCAGACCAACUAUCAACCGAACUCAACUCGAUCAUCAACUCAUUCAAACCUCCGAUCAGAUAUGCACUGGCAUACGGAUCAGCCGUCUUCCCACAAAACUCAUAUCAAAAACAACAGCAACAACCCAUGCUCGACUUCAUCUUCGCAGUCACCCAUCCUAGCCAUUGGCAUAGCAUCAACUUGCACCAUCAUCCCCACCAUUACUCUCUUCCCGCUAGACUCCUGGGAUCUCCCGCGAUCUCUUGGCUUCAGGAACGGGGCCCUGGCGCUGGUGUCUGGUUCAAUGUCGAAACAAAAAUUCACAAUAGAAUGAUCAAGUAUGGCGUCGUCUCGAUAGACAGUUUAUGCGACGAUCUACUGGAUUGGAACAGCUUAUAUCUGUCGGGCCGGAUGCACAAGCCGACGCACAUCCUACGAGACGAUGGGCGCGUGCGACUAGCGCAACAAGUGAAUCUAUCCUCGGCCCUGCGGACGGCGCUGCUGCUGUUACCGGAACGAUUUGAGGAGGAGGGGCUGUACCGGACGAUUGCGGGGCUGAGCUACACGGGCGACGUGCGGAUGCGAUGGGCUGAGAACCCGGCCAAGGUCGCCAACAUCGUCGGCCGCCAGCUCGAGCUCUUCCGCAUCCUCUAUCGGCCCCUCCUCAACGCCCUCAACGCCCACCUCCAUCCCGUAUCCCAGGACCCGACGAGCUACUCACUCAGAGUCUUCCACCAAGACCCCUCGCCAGCCGGCCGUGCUCAGCUCUUGCUCAAACUGCCCCUCGGCCUCAAAGAUCGCAUCCGUGCCAUCUACGACCAACGCUGGAACUUGGAUCGCGCCUUCGCUAUUCAUCAGCAUCAUCAUCCUGACUCCCUCAUUUCCCCCACUACUUCCUCCUCCUCCGAUGAACUCGAGAUAUGGACGAGAAUCGCAGCCGAUCAGAAGCUCCGACAGGUCAUUCAAUCUGCCCUCAUUCAGAUCGUCGCGAAACCGUCGCUCUAUCAAUCCGCGAAAGGCAUCCUCUCUGCUGGCCCGAUCAAAAGCCUCAGAUAUGCUACUAACAAAGUCAUCAAACGAUUCUCUUAAUACCCUUCGUUUCACCUCCCCACAACUCCAACAUACUACUGAUCCAUCCGCCACUCCGAUCUACAACACAUUACACACACACACACACACUCAAUUCGCAAUUCAAAAAAAAAGAGAGAGAGAUGUGUUUUUAUCGUCUCUCAUGUUUAUGAAUACAUAUGUACAUAUGUUUUACUUUUUUCAUCAAAUAGAUCUUGCCCUCCUUCA